This is a messenger RNA of Trifolium pratense (red clover), 1028 nucleotides long. RefSeq names its product protein YELLOW LEAF 1, choloroplastic-like. Gene Ontology annotation, biological process: chloroplast organization; thylakoid membrane organization. The transcript has 5 exons. Lineage: Eukaryota; Viridiplantae; Streptophyta; Magnoliopsida; Fabales; Fabaceae. The coding region runs from base 185 to 658 and encodes 157 amino acids. The record is from RefSeq and is a predicted model, not a curated record. Gene Ontology annotation, cellular component: chloroplast.
CCCAACUCUAUUAACAAUACACACAAUUUUAGCAUCGUAUAAAAAACAAGUCGGUCGGAGUUGCACUCAAACUCAAUUCGCCGCCGUAAAAGGCAACAGUGUUGGUGUCGUCGUUCGCCAGAAACAUCGACGAAUUCAAUUCAGCUAGCAUUGUUAACAUUUGCUCAUAAUAAAGAAGAUUAAGAUGUUGACAUCAAUGCAAAGUUGUGUUGGCUCUUCACCUCUACUAUAUCCAGGUAGUAUAAAUCAGCCUAAAGCGUUUGUUAAGUAUUCAAGACCGAACAUUGUUAGGAUGCAACGCUCACCAUAUAACAUCAAAAAAGGAGAACUUCAAACUGGAACUUUUCGAAGUUCGUCAUCUCGAUUCAAAUAUGCUGGUGCUUUGAAUGCUACAUGUGUUGCAACCCAGACUGUAACCCGCAAGCCUCAGACAGUUACAAUUACUCCUGAAAAAGUGAGGAGCCCUAGACUUGAUGACAACGGGCCUGGAUUGCCACCUCGCAAAGAUGAUGGCAACGGUGGUAAUGGAGGAGGAGGCGGCGGUAAUUUUUCAGCUGGAUUAAUCCUUUUGGGUAUUCUUGGUAUCCUAGACAUGCUUAAAGACAUAGAGGGUGAAGUGCAAAACAAAGUCAAAGAUUGGAAAUUUCACCAAGCUUGAAAGUUGGUCUUACAUAUGGCAGUGAAAUUACUUGAUCCCUUAUAUUUUAUCAAAAUAUGGACAAUCAAACCUAGUUAUCAAUGUCAGGAAAAUUGGGUUGAUCCUUUCUCUACCGCAUUCAAUAGAAGCCAAAUGGGGUGUGAUAUAUGGUUCUAAAUAAUGAGAUAUCUUAAAGCAUACACUUAUUCUUAGUGUUAUAUGUAAUGAACUUUAUAAUAGACAUACUAAUUCUUGUGGUGAAAUUUUGUAUUCAUUCACGUGGCUGUUAGAACCCACAAAAAGUUGUAGCAGAGGCAGUUGAUAUUAGAGCAAGUGUGUCAUAAAAGUGUUCAGUUUUCAUGUUGAGCACAAUGCCCAUGCAUUUUUUGAA